CGUGAGUCAUAAGACUUGUAUUAUGAUUUAGCAGGUUGAAGGAAACAUCUAUAAUUCUGCCGAUUUCUUCAGCCGUUCUUCCUUUUAAACUAAAAGACUAAGAUGGCUGAGCGUCUUAAACACAAGUCUAAGAUACACGAACGGCUGAAUAAUCCAGAACUUCGCUGCAAAACAGGGUGUGGUUUCUAUGGUAACCCAGCAUGGCAAGGUUACUGUUCAGUGUGUUUUCGAGAAGUUUACUUAAAGCAGCACAAGACACGAGAUGCUCAAAUGCGCAGUGCAAAACUUCUAAAAGAUCAGCAAGAUCAAGCAGAGAAAUUACAAUUUAAUAAAUUUGAAGAAAAGAAAAAGUUCAAGACUGAGUCCAAAAAAGAAAGUGUCAAAAACCUCUUCAAGAAGAAACCCUUACAAGUUGAAGGCACUUCUAGGCCAAGCCCGUCCUCAACAAGUAAUAAGAAACCAUCCGAUUUUAAAGAAUUCCUGAAAACACUGAGAAGACCAGCAGCUCAUGAUGUCAGUGAGCAGUGUAAAUCAUUUGUACAACAAGUGUAUGAUAAUAAAACCUUAUCUGUUAGCCAACAAAGUGAAAUGGUGCAAGACUUUUAUGGAGCAAUGGCAGAUAGAUUAGAAUCACAUCUUAUAUUUAAAGAUCAACCACAAGAAGUACUUGACAGUACACUAAGCAAUAUUGAGAAAUACAUCAUGACUAGGUUGUAUAAAAUUGUAUUUUGUCCUGCGACCACCGAUGAUGAAGAAAAGGAUUUAGAAUUACAAAAGAAGAUCCGUAGCUUUCACUGGAUCAAACCGCAACAUCUUGAUGCUGAAAUAGAUGAGACUAAUGACGAAGUUGUUAAACUAUUGGAAGACGCACAACAUGAUCUUGUAGAGAUCAACACUAAGAGAGCACCUCAGGAUAAACUUAACUGUGUUGUGAGAUGCUGUAAAAAAAUCUUUAAAAUCAUUCAUUUAUCAACCCCUAGUGGUGGAGCCGUCAGUGCAGAUGACUUCCUCCCUUGUUUAAUAUACAUAGUACUCAAUGCAAACCCCACCAUGUUACAUUCUAAUGUCCAGUACAUUUCCAGGUUUUGUAAUCCAAACAAGCUAAUGACAGGUGAAGCUGGUUAUUACUUUACAAAUCUGUGUUGUGUAGUCACAUUUAUCAAUAAGCUUGAUGCCCAGGCUUUAUCCAUGACACAAAGUGAUUUUAACAGAUAUAUGUACGGAGAUGAAAAUGGGCCUGUUAGUGAAGAUACAACUGACAAAGGUGAUCCAGAGCCUCCUGUAACUUGUAAAGGACUGGAACUCAUGAAGGAAAACCUGGAACUACUUGCAAAAUUGCGUGAAAGACAAAACAGACUAAAGCAUGAUGCUUUAGAACUUCAUGACCAGAUAACAGAGUACAGAGUUAACAUUGUAAAAGAGGUGGAUGCCAUUUUAGCAGGCACAAGUGAUGGCAAUACAUAUCUAAAGACACCAACACCAACUGAAAUACAGCAAGCUAGUACAAGUGGCUUACCAAGCAUAGAGACCGCUACGUCAUAGUAUAGACCAAAAAUUAGGAUAUUAUUACAAUGAAUGUGGUGCAAGAAGGGAUGAAUAACAUAAAGAACACAAGAAUCGGGUCUUAGCUACGCAUUACAUAUACAUGUUUGACUGAGCUUUAUUUGAGCGCAACUGAAACAAUGGGCAAGAAAUUCCACAGGACCGACAUGAUUCUCUUUGAGUUCCACAGUGAGAAAGCUGAUGUAUUCAGUACCAGGAGAUGAUGUGUUCACCUUAGCAUUCGUUGACGUCUAUCUUGCUCCUCUUUUCGUUUCUUUUUUCUUUCUUAUCCGAUUGUUCAUUUUCUUGAUUCCAAAAGAACAACUUACAAUUCGUUCCAAGAACAGCUGAAGGCGAAUAUUUAAAUGAAAUUAUGACCGUAACUACUAUGGAUAAAUUUUGGAAUGGCAAUUUGGUCGCUGUUUUAAUAAACGUGAUUGUGCGCACAUUUCGAAAUUUCGAUGGUUUUUCUUCACUCACUUAUGUCACCCUCUCCAUGGCAACCAUGAUGGGAGAAACCUUUGCGCCUGAAGAAACAUAUAAAGAAAUGCUUUAAAAGAAUAUCUCUUUUUUUGGAGAAUGAAAAAAUUCGUUUAUGACGAUAAAAUACUGUAGACAAAUACUGCUAAAAAGAUCAUUUUUAAGUAACAAAAUAAAAGAUUUUAACAA
Exaiptasia diaphana is the source of this 2211-nucleotide messenger RNA. RefSeq names its product rab5 GDP/GTP exchange factor. Lineage: Eukaryota; Metazoa; Cnidaria; Anthozoa; Actiniaria; Aiptasiidae. The transcript is spliced from 13 exons. Gene Ontology annotation, cellular component: endocytic vesicle; cytosol. Gene Ontology annotation, biological process: vesicle-mediated transport. The record is from RefSeq and is a predicted model, not a curated record. Gene Ontology annotation, molecular function: small GTPase binding; guanyl-nucleotide exchange factor activity; DNA binding. The coding region runs from base 103 to 1542 and encodes 479 amino acids.